AACGCACAGUAAUUAUAAACAAACGCGCCUUUGUACACAAGCUUUCGGGUGACUAGCAGAAUCGUCUGAAUAUGUAUACGCCCUAAAAUGCAUUUUUAUGACACAUUCAAAGCUUGUCGGUAUUUCUUUGUUAUUAAUAUGGCGACGCAUGCUAACAGCUAGCUGAGGUCCCAUUGAAAUAAAUGAGAGAUGAGGCUAAGCAUUGAUUAGCCUGCUGAUACUGAUGUAAACAACCUGUUUAGUGAUGAUACAGUCCUGGUGUCGCUGGAAAUACACAGGUGGCAGACUGAAGCUGUGAAUAUGAGUGAUGAUAAACCAUUUCUCUGCACUGCUCCUGGCUGCGGACAGCGAUUCACAAAUGAAGACCACCUGGCGGUGCAUAAACACAAGCAUGAGAUGACCCUGAGAUUUGGUCCAGCACGCAAUGACAGUGUCAUCAUCGCUGACCAGACACCGACACCGACCCGCUUCCUGAAGAACUGCGAGGAGGUCGGGCUGUUUAACGAGCUCACCAGCCCGUUCGAGCAUGACUUUAAAAAGGCCACGGAGGAUGACAUUAAAAAGUUGCCUCUGGACUUGUCUCCUCUUGCGACUCCUGUUGUUCGAAACAAAAUAGAGGAGCACACACCCAUUGCGUCCCACCGAGACAGCCCCCUUCCCCACCCUGAGUCGACCACCACUGACGACAAGGAGGUUUCUUUGCAGCCGACCUCUCUGCCUCCAUCCACUAUAGUCCGUCCUGCCUCCCUCCAAGUCCCCAAUGUACUACUGGCCAGCAAUGAGGCUGGUGUUGUUAUUCAGCGAGCUCUCCCAUCUCCAACAUCUAGCUCUGUUAUAACCCAGGUCCCAUCCUCUAGUAGACCGAUAGUUCCGGUGUCCGGCACGUUUCCGGUUCUGCUGCAGCUGCCUAACGGUCAGACGAUGCCAGUCGCCAUUCCAGCCACCAUCGCCAGCUCCAGCGUACACAUACCCACUGCCAUUCCUCUUGUCAGACCAGUCACCUUAGUGCCUAGUGUCCCUGGAAUCCCUGGCCCCUCCUCUCCACAGCCUGUCCAAUCAGAAGCCAAGAUGAAGCUGAAGGCGGCCCUCAGUCAGCAGAUCCCUCAGGUAACCAACGGCGAUGCAGGUGACAUCCAGAGCAGCUCGGCCAGUGAGACUCCGCCCCCGGCCCCGCCUCCAGCUGAUGAGCCACGCCCACAGUCACUACAGCAGCCGGCUACAUCCACCACAGAAACGCCUGUGUCUCCGGCCCAGCACACCUCCAGCACAGGUGGGCGGCGGCGGAGAACCACCAGCGAGGACCCAGACGAGAAGAGGCGGAAGUUUCUGGAAAGGAACAGAGCGGCUGCGUCUCGCUGCAGGCAGAAGAGGAAAGUCUGGGUGCAGAAUCUGGAGAAGAAAGCGGAAGACUUGAGCAGCAUGAACGGACAGCUACAGAAUGAGGUGACUCUUCUGCGCAGCGAGGUGGCCCAGCUGAAGCAGCUUUUACUGGCUCACAAAGAAUGUCCCGUGACGCUCCUGCAGAAGAAAUCAGGAUACCACCAGCUGGAGAAGGAGGACAGCUGCGGGGAGAUGUCUGUUCCCAGCAGCCCACAGAAUGAGGCCAUCCAGCACAGCUCCAUCAGCACAUCCAACGGCGUCAGCUCCCUCGCAUCCGGCCCCCCUCUGGGGCCCGCCGCAGACCACAGCACAGAGGAGGAGGACGACUCGCACUCUUCCUCUCACGCCCAGUCUUCAGGAAGCUGAUCAGGCCUCUGAUUGGUGGCUUUGAUUCCUGGCAGCCAUGUUGAAAUGAGGGAGACGAGAGAACCCUGGAGCAGUUUUCAUUUGAGCUCUUGGUGAAGAGUUGUGAGUAGGCACUUGUGAGGUGAUGCAGAAACUGUACUGAUUGUUUCAUGGUUUUUCCAUUUGUGGUGUGUCCGGAUUCAUAGCGAGAGGAAAGAGACGUACCGAAGCACUCUCAGAGGCUUAAAGAUGGAAGAAUUGGCCACUUUAUAAUUUAUUUGCCUUUUAUAUUUUGCACAUGAAGGGAGUGAAAGGUGUGUGUUUUUUUAAGCGAUCAUUGUUUUAAGUGCUUGACACAAGCAGUUCCAGCUGAUUUUUAGGAGUAGCUUUAAAACCAAUCUGAUCGUCAGUCUUCUAGAAAUAGUGAGGUGUUGUUGUGUGAAUGUUUCACAAGGAUCCUGGCAUGUUAAAGGAAGAUUUUCUGACAUGAAUGAUUGUUCAUCGGGCCGUGAUUGUAGGUGUAGAUGCUGACUUUUCAAAUGCUUACUUCGAUAUGUGCCAUUUAUUUGGUUGCAGGUUAUUGAAAUUACAAUAACACAUUUCUUUUAGUUUAAUUACAAUGACGUGAAUUCGUGACUUGCCUGAGAGCUUUUCAUGGACUUAUUUUGAUAAGAACCUUGAUGCUUUUUUAUAAGUGAUUUUUUCUGUGGCUGACUUUGUAUUUGUGGUGUCUGACUCUUAGAGACAUUGAGAAAAGAUCACUAGUUCAUUCACUUCUGAUUACAGUGUAAUUAAGGAAGCAUUGUAUAUGGCAUUAUGAUGAAAUCAUUGUAUGUGAUCUCUACUGGUACUAUGUCUUAGGAUCAUGACGACAAAAAAAUCACCUGAACAAACCUUUCAAUAAGGCUUUCUCUGGUUUUCAGCAAUUCUGUCUUUAAAAAUUAAACUCGACAAAACUGAACAGGAACUGGAGCUGCUCUUCAAAACAAACAAAGACGGAUAUAAAACUCUACUGUCUUUAAGUUCUACUAUUAAGGUACUAAGUAAGGAAAAUAGAUGAAGUCUUUCAUUAUCAUCCUCUUCUAUCUUUAAAAUCUAUUGGCUUACUACUGUGUAGUUCUACAAGACUUUGCUGCAUUUCGUUCUGCUUUUAAGUCAACUUGAUUUUGGUUUCAAAGGUAAAUUUGUAUGACUGAAUUCUCUAAGAGAAUUGUUUCAGAAGUGUUUCAACCAUGUCUCUGUUGCAGUUGAACAUCUUGGCAGCUUUACAAUGGGGGUUUUGUUCUUAUUUACUAGGUUCACUUUGGAAAAAGGAUGUGAUGUGGGAAUUAUUGUGUUGGCGGUCAACUUGUAACUUGUGGAAGUUAUGUAUAAAUUAUAAUAAAU
Molecule: messenger RNA, 3111 nt
Organism: Sinocyclocheilus anshuiensis
Lineage: Eukaryota; Metazoa; Chordata; Actinopteri; Cypriniformes; Cyprinidae
Product: cyclic AMP-dependent transcription factor ATF-2-like
Exons: 13
Coding region: 301-1746 (481 amino acids)
Biological process (GO): regulation of DNA-templated transcription
Molecular function (GO): DNA-binding transcription factor activity
Source: RefSeq, a predicted model, not a curated record